Molecule: messenger RNA, 645 nt
Organism: Penicillium arizonense
Lineage: Eukaryota; Fungi; Ascomycota; Eurotiomycetes; Eurotiales; Aspergillaceae
Exons: 2
Coding region: 1-645 (214 amino acids)
Source: RefSeq, a predicted model, not a curated record
AUGCCAGUCUCAUCCUUGAAUCUCAAUCAAUCUGCUGUCUCGGCACCAUGGCAGAUCCUAACAGUUUGUUUUGCGGCGCUGCUGCUUCUCGGUUACAUGAUCUUGGCCGUAGCAAUCAAUAACACCCAAGACGCAUUGCGAAUCGACAUCACUGGAUCUAUAACUUGCGCGUUCGUUUUUGUCGGAGUAUCCUAUAUCGCAUCGGGGCUGGUCGUUUUCUGUCAGCGACAUCAGAAGCUUUUCCUAAUUCACUACAUCUUUUGGUACGUUUUGUGGUCGCACGAGGCUGAUGACGCAGCUAAUGAUCUCAGUCCCUACUCGAUAAUAAACCUGCUCGCACUUUUUAAUGCCCUUUUCCAUGUCCUUGCGCGCGACCUACCCCUAAACACUCUACGUGUCAUGAGCAUUGGGCUGCCCGCUGCGUUUUUUGCAUUAUAUCCUCUCGCAGCGCUGUUCGUCUACCAUGACAACAGCUCUAGCCGUCCCCACCCAGAGGAUGGUACUCCCUUGCUUAGUGACGAAGAAAUGCAGCGAAGACAAAUGCUUCGCUUGCUUCAGGAUCAGUCAAGUGCGCCGUCGCCAGAUCUUAUUCGAAACACCUAUCGAUUUGAUUUACCUCAGCACGACGCGGCUCCGAGAUAUUAG